Amoebophrya sp. A120 is the source of this 1619-nucleotide messenger RNA. The record is from the annotation of a GenBank genome assembly. NCBI's taxonomy places the organism in Eukaryota, Dinophyceae, Syndiniales, Amoebophryaceae.
CGAAUAUGUUUCGGGCGAUUUCUCACGGUGUUCCCGUGCUUUUGGAAACAAACUUUCGAUCCGAUAGUGCAUGACCUGUUUCUCUGUUCGGAAGUGUUUUCCCGGCAAUGCCGGAGCCGCUUACAAGAAAGAAAAUUUUGCGCGACCAUAAAAGAGAAAACUAGUCGAAAUCGUCCUCUUUAUCGAACUUUCUGGAUUUUUUACAGCCAUGGUGCGCUGCUCGUUUCUUCUGUCCUCCCUGGCCGCCGCGCCUUUCUUUCUGGCUGUACUUUUCCCGACCGCGACUCUGGCGUCGCAGGAAGCGGAACUGAUGCUGUCGUUCAUGAAGGCGCUGCCGACGAAGAAGCUGUCGAAGACUGAGGAGUCAAAGGUUUUGGAAAAGCUGGAAGAGCAGGAGAACAAGAUCGCGGGCGCCGUCAAGCGCAUGGCGAAAAUCGACAGCGAGGCAGCGAAAAAGAGUCGGAAGCUGAUGAAAUUCGAGUCGUCGAAAAGCAAAAAGCUGGCCGGCGGGAAAGGCGAAGACUCGAAAGCGGUCAAGAAGGCAGAAGCCUUGGAAAAAAGCAUGGAAGAAUGGGACGAAAAGAUGGGUACUAUUUUCACUUCCGAUUCCGUCUCGAGAGUUUUGAUAAAGCCCCUGCAUCUACCUCUACUAAAUGAAAAUAAAUCGUGGUUCGAUAGACGCAGUCUCGAUCAAUGUUUGCAAUAGAAAGUUCAAUGGCUAUGGCAGUAAUCGCUUGACAAAAAAAUCAGAUCGGCUAAACCGGAAGUCGCGCAUUGGUGCCGUCAACGUGCUAUCGAAGCUGCGGAAUAUGCAAGGGAAUAUUUUUUAUGAUUUGUAAAAUUUGUGAUGUGAAUUAACAAGCGCUUUGGAGAAUUCGAGAUGUGAUGCGUACCAGCUCCUGCGACGUGAUUCCGUCAGUGAAAUGUUGUUGAGAACGGAUAUUGUCACGCGUGCUCUAUCGCAUCACAAAUUCCACCACUGACGUUUUUGCCCGUUCAUUAUCAACGCGAUCCACCUCGUGAAGAAGGGUGCUUUGUCCGGGAAUGCGCCUAAGAUAAGUAAAAUUGCUAGCAUGCGAUCAUGUUUGUCAUGCAGAUGUUGAAUUGCUGGUGCAGGCAGGUGGUAGUUCUUACUUACUCACUUGUGUCACGGGUGGUUCUUUUUGCAGCUUGCUUUCGUCAGUUUUGCAUGUCCAGUAUGACAACAUGCUAGCUUGGUGCUCGGUGAUAAUCCAGGCCAAGGAUCAGCUGGAGAAGGUCAUGAUGAAGAUGGGUCAAAUGGCUGCGGGGCGCUAAACCCCAUGAUGCAGGAGCAGCGGCCAAAUUCGAGGACUAAGUAAGAUGAAGAUGAAUCAACUUCGAUUUCAAAAAGCUGUGCAGAACUCAAUUUUUUUCCGAUCUCAAAAGAGAGACAGAAAUGAUGUUUUCCUAGUCUGGGCAUGAGGCCUAGGUGUCGGCAUCCAAGACGCGACUCUAUCCGAGUACUGCGUGCAAAGAUACUUAUCGAAAAUUCAGAACGGAAAGAGCGUAAAAAUUCAGCAGGAAGCAAAUGUUCUUCAAAUUGCCAAAAUCGUAGAUCGAAGGCGAAUUUUUCUUCGAUUAAUUUGAGGGGCAACUAU